AUAACAUUGUCCAAUCUAAUCUUCGAUAUGCACUAAUCGCCAUACAUGCUGAGUAGGUACAUUCUGCCACAGAAUACGAUAACAGCACCACCGAUCACGGAUACUUUAUCACCGAAAUAUCAAUAUUUUAUCACUAAAUAUUAUUUUAAUUACAUUCUUAAUCAGAACUAAUUAAUCUUCCAUUUAAUACGCGGACGAUAUGCUCGCCGUUUUAGUUUACACAUAUCAGUAACGUAAUGAAUGGGAAUAUUAUAAUAUUAAUAAUAUGUGUUUCUGUAUUUUAUGUGGCUUGUGUGCGCUGUGAACGGAUUAAGCUUUUGGACCCUGAAGUUGAAUCGUUAGAUAAAGAUAAUGUAGGGAAACUCCUCGGAAACCACCCCAACAUGGUUGGUCAGUCCAAUGGGGCGGCGCGACGGGUCGACUCCACUGUCCACCAGACUGUCAACAGAUAUUACUGCUCCUUGGACUCCAUGAUAGAAGGCAGUCAUUUGAUGGUGUACGGCUCGAACGGCUGGACGUUUCCUCAGCAAGACGUGAACCUCACACUCCGAUAUCCACCCGAUGAUAAAGAGACCAUUUUACACGAUGAUGAUGAAGAUUACAUUAUAACUGGUUUUAAAGUGAUCCUGUUUAUAAACGGACCAACGAGUGAGGGGUAUAUUAUGGAAGGUGGAGUUUUACAGGAAACAAUUACAUUAUCGUUCAUUAGCAGUCGGCUCACUUCAUUGAGUUACGAGUUUUGGCUGUAUGGAGCUAGGAAGGACACACCCGGCCUCACACUAAACUCACACUACCGUCUGUGCUAAUAAAAUGGUUGCAAUUUAUUGAUUUAAAUAGGUUCUUUAACUACGCAAUCCUAACAUUUUUGAAGCAUGGGUUCUGAAAACUGGGUACAGCGGGCUGGCCCAAGUGCCUUACCAAGGUGUAUUUGGUAGUGUUUAAAAAAACGAGGGAAGUCGGGAAAUUUGGAGGUUUUAAAGUUUUAAGAAGUAUCAAAUAAAAGUUUUGUUUUACACUUUUUAACAGUGCGUUUCUUUGAGUUUG
Messenger RNA from Spodoptera exigua (beet armyworm), 1044 nucleotides. The record is from the annotation of a GenBank genome assembly. NCBI's taxonomy places the organism in Eukaryota, Metazoa, Arthropoda, Insecta, Lepidoptera, Noctuidae.